Meloidogyne enterolobii is the source of this 797-nucleotide messenger RNA. The record is from the annotation of a GenBank genome assembly. Lineage: Eukaryota; Metazoa; Nematoda; Chromadorea; Rhabditida; Meloidogynidae.
AUGACACAACUAUUUCUUGGAAAUAAAGUCACUGCAUAUGGCGGCGAUUUAUCAGUCAAAUUACUGUAUGAAGGCCCUGGUCCAGGACGGACUGAACCUCUUAUUAUUCUCAGAGGAAAUGGAAUUACAUUGGUUCAUCGUGCCAGAGACCAAGAAUCUGUGUUUACUCCAGGGAGAGAAUUUACAGUAACUGUGCCGACUUAUGAGCAAUUCUACGAACACCGUGAUGGACGUGGUCCUGCUAGCCGUGAGGAUUUAAUGAUGGUUCUGGCCGACUUGGAUCUGUUUUUGAUUCGUGCAACACACACGGACAGUCAAACAAGUACAAGGUGGGGGAGAGUAUUUAAAAAUUAUUUUUGGGAAAUUUUAUUUUCUGGCGUUCUGCAUCCAAAAUUUAUUUUUGCGUUUUCCCUUUUUUUAAUUUUCCCUUUUUGGCAUUUCUUUUUUUGCAAUCUGCAACAUAUGCAAAUUUACAUUUAAUAAAUACUAAAGUUUCUAUGAAAAAGGAUAUUAAAAAGGGACAUAAUAGCACGUCAAUUUUAAAAACGGAAACAAAGGAGAUUUUGUUUGCAGUUAGUACGUUAAAUAAUUUUCAAAGUAGUUGGGUUAGAAAGGUUUUUGUGAGGGUUAAUGUGUAUUGGAUGUAUUUGGAAUUGUUCGAAUUUUUUGUUGUUUGCUUUGUAUUGCGAAUGAUUAAUUUAUUCUGUUCAUUUCUUUGAAAGUCUAAACCCCAUCUUUUUACUGCCCAUUUUAGCUUGAGAGAUUCAAUCUCUGAUAUAUCCUCAUACCGAAGCUCU